AUGCCACCCUUGUCACCGAUGAGGGCCAUCGCCUACGGCGCGUUGCCCUGCGCCCUGCCCAUCGCCGCGGAGUGGGCACCAGAGAUGAUGUCGUGCAACGUUGUUGGCUUGCCUUCGGAGGAUAUGAUGCAAGAUGGAUAUGAAGCUCAGUGGGGCCCUUUGGGACGCAACGACCUGGGGUUAAUGAAGUCACUGGGUGGCAACGCUGUCCGGCUGUAUCACUCCCUUGGACUGGGCGGCAAGGGCUCCCACAAAGGCUUCCUGGAUCGGGCAAACAAGCUGCGAAUCAACGUCAUGCCAGGAUUCCACAGCACCGAGCCUGCCCUGUGCAACAAUUUCGAUUGCUUCGAAGCUUGGAAGACUGCAGCUGCCACAGGCUUCAAACAAGGUUUCCAAGUGGAAGAUGGAUGGCACCCAGCAGUGUCUACUGUGAUUUUGAUGAACGAGCCAGACUUUUGGGAGAAUGACCCCCUGUGCACUGAUCAAGGUGCAUGGUGUCGCGUGAAGGCCGUAAUUAGCGCUCUCGAUGGCGUGUUGGCAGCCGAGGAAGAAGCCAAGAUCAGCGCAGGUCUUGAAAUGCCGGGAAGGGCAUUGUCCUUUGCAAUGCGCACCUCGAUCGAUGGUAAAGUCCAAGGCCCUGGCACCUUUGGAUUUCAGGACAUGAUUGCAGUGGUUGAAGACCCCUCCUUGGUUGAGUACGUUUGCAGAACGCCCCAAGAGAAAUUGAAGAAGGCCUUCUAUGCCAGGUGGGUUCACGGAUUGAAUACGCAGGCUCCCUGGACUUUUGUGCGCGACUUCGUCACCAACCACUACCAGCUGUACGAUGGCUUUGGAGGUUUUCCAUGGUUUAUCGGUGAGUAUGGUGCAAAUGGCCAAACCAGAGAACUCAUCGUGUCGGACCUCCAGUCAAUGGAGGAGAAGGCUAUGUCGGAUCAGAACUUCUUGGGGUCUGCGUUCUUCCAGUUCCAAACUGCCUACAGUAAAGGCGGGAGUGAGUUGAACUUCGGUCUCUUCAGCAUUGGGAAGAGGAAAAUUGGCGAGACUGGAGAGGUUUGCGACCGGAAGAGCCACUGCAGAACAUGGCCAGCUGCUUGUCAGAAUUCGGAAGGCUGGCUAUCUGCUCAUGCUCUGGCAAGGGUAAAGCAUGUAAAGCUCACACUGACAAGGAUAGCUUGCCCGAAGUAA
Cladocopium goreaui is the source of this 1185-nucleotide messenger RNA. NCBI's taxonomy places the organism in Eukaryota, Dinophyceae, Suessiales, Symbiodiniaceae. The record is from the annotation of a GenBank genome assembly.